Messenger RNA from Rhizophagus irregularis DAOM 181602=DAOM 197198, 496 nucleotides. RefSeq lists its product as uncharacterized. Gene Ontology annotation, cellular component: mitochondrion; respiratory chain complex IV. The record is from RefSeq and is a predicted model, not a curated record. Lineage: Eukaryota; Fungi; Glomeromycota; Glomeromycetes; Glomerales; Glomeraceae.
ACACAUUACAUACUCAAAUUUGUUUUCAUAAAAUAAAAUGACUUCAUCAACAAACACUCAAUCAAUACCACCUUUACGCUCCCAAAGAGAUCUCUGUUGGAAAUUACGAGAUGAAUAUUUUGAAUGUUUAGAUAAUAUCAAUAAUUCGAAUAAUGAUGAUAAAUUAUUUGUUGACCCAGUUUCAGUACAAAAUGAUGAAAACAUGCAAAAAUUGGUAAAAAAAUUUAAUUGUUGGAAAAAGAAGGAAGAAUAUGAAAAAUCUUGUAUUACAAGUUGGGUCGAAUAUUUUAAUAAACGUAGACAAUUGGAGAUUAAACAACGUGAAAUGUUAAAUAAAUGAAUAAAUAUAAAACUUCGUUAUAUUUUGAGUAGGACUAUUUAUAGAUAAUUGAUUAAUUGAUCAUUUAAUUAUAAAGUGGUUUGUAGUUAAUUAAUUUAAUUAUAUAAUUGAUAAAAUGUUAAUAAAAUGUUUACGAUAAAUUUAUCUUAUUUUGUC